UCUCUCCGGGAGAGACACGCGUGGGCCGCUCCCCUCUGGGAGGAGGGCUGCCCAGAGGGGUGCGCGUGUCGCUAGUGGCCCCUCCCCGUGCGGGGCCACGUGGCGGUGCGGGCCGAGCCCAAGGGGAAGAACCUGGCCCUUGGGGAGGUGGGGGGACCGAAACGGCGCUGAGCGGAGAGCUACGGGGUUCGGAGCAGAGGCGGCGGCGGCGGCGGCAGCGCAGCAAGAGGGAGAAGUGGGGAGGCAGGCGGGCGCAUGGGGCGCCCCGGCCCCUCCGGCAGCGCGCCCCCUCCGGCCCGGCCGCGCUGAAAGCCCCCCAGCGCCGCGCCUCGAACCCACGCCACGGGGCCAUGCCGGUCAUGAAGGGGUUGCUGGCCCCGCAAAACACCUUCCUGGACACCAUCGCCACCCGUUUUGACGGAACGCACAGUAACUUCCUGCUGGCCAACGCACAGGGCCCACGGGGCUUUCCCAUUGUCUACUGCUCCGACGGCUUCUGCGAGCUCACGGGCUACGGUCGCACCGAGGUCAUGCAGAAGACCUGCAGCUGCCGUUUCCUCUAUGGCCCAGAGACCAGUGAGCCCGCCCUGCAGCGUCUGCAGAAAGCCCUGGAGGGCCAGCAGGAGCACCGUGCUGAAAUCUGCUUCUACCGCAAGGAUGGCUCAGCCUUUUGGUGCCUCCUGGACAUGAUGCCCAUCAAGAAUGAAAUGAGGGAGGUUGUGCUGUUCCUCUUUUCCUUCAAGGAUAUCACUCAGAGUGGAAGCCCAGGACUUGGCCCCCGAGGAGGCCGCGGGGACAGUAAUCAUGAAAUCUCCCUUGGUAGAAGGGGAGCCAGCUCGAAAUUUCGGUCCGCCAGAAGACAGAGCCGUACUGUCCUACACCGACUGACUGGCCACUUCAGCCGCCGGGGCCAGGGAGGCAUGAAGUCCAAUAACAACGUGUUUGAACCAAAGCCAUCAGUGCCCGAGUACAAGGUGGCCUCCGUGGGGGGGUCUCGCUGCCUCCUCCUCCACUACAGCGUCCCCAAGGCCAUCUGGGACGGCCUUAUCCUCCUUGCCACCUUCUAUGUUGCGGUCACCGUCCCCUACAACGUCUGUUUCUCGGGUGAUGACGACACCCCCAUCACUUCGCGACACACCCUUGUCAGCGACAUCGCCGUGGAGAUGCUCUUCAUCCUGGAUAUCAUCCUGAAUUUCCGCACCACCUAUGUGUCCCAGUCCGGCCAGGUGAUCUCUGCUCCUCGUUCCAUUGGCCUCCACUACCUGGCCACCUGGUUCUUCAUCGACCUCAUUGCUGCUCUGCCCUUUGACCUGCUUUACAUCUUCAACAUCACAGUGACCUCGCUGGUGCACCUGCUGAAGACGGUGCGGCUGCUGCGCCUGCUACGGCUGCUGCAGAAGCUGGAGCGGUACUCUCAGUGCAGCGCGGUGGUGCUCACGCUGCUCAUGUCGGUCUUUGCGCUCCUUGCCCACUGGAUGGCCUGCAUCUGGUAUGUCAUCGGGCGCCGGGAGAUGGAGGCCAAUGACCCGCUGCUCUGGGACAUUGGCUGGUUGCAUGAGCUGGGCAAGCGUCUGGAGGUGCCCUACGUCAAUGGCUCAGUGGGCGGCCCAUCAAGGCGCAGCGCCUACAUCGCGGCACUGUACUUCACUCUAAGUAGCCUCACCAGCGUGGGCUUUGGCAACGUGUGCGCCAACACCGAUGCCGAGAAGAUCUUUUCCAUCUGCACGAUGCUCAUAGGCGCCCUGAUGCACGCCGUGGUGUUCGGGAACGUGACAGCCAUCAUCCAGCGCAUGUACUCGCGCCGCUCACUCUACCACAGCCGCAUGAAGGACCUCAAGGACUUCAUCCGUGUGCACCGCCUGCCAAGACCACUCAAACAGCGCAUGCUCGAGUACUUCCAGACCACGUGGGCCGUCAACAGCGGCAUCGACGCCAACGAGGUAUUACUGCGUGACUUCCCAGACGAGCUGAGAGCUGACAUUGCUAUGCACCUGAAUCGGGAGAUCCUGCAGCUGCCGCUGUUUGGAGCGGCCAGCAGGGGCUGCCUGCGGGCCCUAUCGCUGCACAUCAAGACCUCGUUCUGUGCUCCGGGCGAGUACCUGUUGCGCCGUGGGGAUGCCCUGCAGGCACACUAUUAUGUCUGCUCCGGCUCACUUGAGGUGCUCCGAGACAACAUGGUGCUGGCCAUCCUGGGGAAGGGGGACCUGAUUGGAGCAGAUAUCCCUGAGCCGGGGCAGGAGCCUGGGUCGGGAGCAGACCCAAGCUUCGUGCUGAAGACCAGUGCUGAUGUGAAAGCUCUGACCUACUGCGGCCUGCAGCAGCUGAGCAGCCAAGGGCUGGCUGAGGUCCUGAGGCUCUAUCCUGAGUACGGGGCUGCCUUCCGGGCUGGCCUGCCCCGGGACCUCACCUUCAACCUGCGCCAGGGCUCUGACACCAGUGGCCUCGGCCGCUUUUCCCGAUCCCCUCGCCUCUCCCAGCCCCGCUCAGAAAGCCUUGGCUCCUCCUCAGACAAGACGCUGCCAUCCAUCACGGAGGCCGAGAGUGGCACGGAGCCUGGGGGUGGUCCCAGGCCCCGACGGCCCCUCCUGCUGCCCAACCUCAGCCCAGCACGGCCUCGGGGCUCCCUGGUCAGCCUUUUGGGCGAGGAGCUGCCCCCAUUCUCGGCCCUUGUCUCCUCUCCUUCCUUAUCGACAUCCCCGUCCCCUGCCCUGGCUGGCCAGGGCCACAGCCCCUCCCCUCACGGCCCCCCCAGGUGCUCUGCUGCCUGGAAGCCCCCUCAGCUUCUCAUUCCCCCACUGGGAACCUUUGGACCUCCGGACCUCAGUCCCCGGAUAGUGGAUGGCAUUGAGGACUCUGGCAGCACAGCUGAGGCCCCUUCAUUCCGGUUCAGCAGGAGGCCUGAGCUGCCAAGGCCCCGCUCCCAGGCGCCCCCUACAGGAACCAGGCCCAGCCCAGAAUUGGCCAGUGAGGCCGAGGAGGUGAAGGAAAAGGUUUGCCGGCUGAACCAGGAGAUCUGUCGUCUCAAUCAGGAGGUGUCUCAGCUUAGCCGGGAGCUGCGGCAUAUCAUGGGCCUGCUGCAGGCCAGGCUGGGUCCCCCAGGCCACGCAGCAGGCUCCGCUUGGACCCCAGACCCUCCUUGUCCGCAGCUGAGGCCACCAUGCCUCUCCCCUUGUGCAUCCAGAUCACCACCCAGCCUCCAGGAUACUACACUUGCUGAAGUUCACCCCCCAGCCAGUAUGGGGACCAUGGAGACAGGGACUGAGUCCCUGGACUCGAGACCUUCCCUAUUGCCUCCCUACCCGCCAGAGCCUGACCCUCUGGGACCCUCUCCAAUGCCAGAGGCCUCACCCCCAACCCCAAGCCUCAUGAGGCGCAGUUUCCAGUCCAGGUCAGACAUGUUCCACUGACCCUGGCCCAGGGCCCAGGCCUGCCGGGGGUGGGCGCUGCUGCUCACCAUUCUGGGAGGACCUGGGCCCCUUGGCCUCCUGCCUUGGGGUCAGCAGCCACCAGCUGGCCUGGUUGGCUCUGGAUUUCUGGACUUUUUAACCAAGCCUGGUUACCUCUGAUGCUAUUCCCUUUUCCAAGCCUUCCCCAACCUCCCCCUCUGUGAGGGGAGCCACCUGAGGGCCGUGGAACCCAGCAGGCAUGAGACGAACCGCAGUGCCCAUUGGACUGGGCAGAUGAGAUCCUACUUUCUCCCCAGGACCUGGAGGCAGGCUGUCUCUCAAGCUGGUCUCUGCUGCUGCUAGCAACUCAAAAAUCCUAACAGCACGCCCUGUCCCUCCCCUGACCCCCAGACCUCUGCCAAGCCUGUUCUCCCCCAUGACAACGUGGUCUCACUCAGGGCCUGGACGGCUCCAAAACUCACCCAGGUCUCCAGCUCUCCUCUACCACCCAACAUCUUGGGCUCACUUUUGGAUAGAAAAUAAAGUCUUUAUUUUUGUGGU
This is a messenger RNA of Saimiri boliviensis boliviensis (Bolivian squirrel monkey), 3947 nucleotides long. Lineage: Eukaryota; Metazoa; Chordata; Mammalia; Primates; Cebidae. The record is from RefSeq and is a predicted model, not a curated record.